AUGCCUAUACAUUAAGAAGUUAAUAAGGAAAUAUCAAUGAAUGAAGUAAACCUAUAGAAUCCUUUAAGAGAUAAAGCAAAAUUGCAGAAAGCAAUUUACAAAAUAGGAAUAUCAAUGAAGAGAAAAUACCUUCAAAAUCGCGAUUAAAUAGAACAAAUUAACAGAGAAAUAACUUUAUAUUAGAAAAUAAUAAGCAGCUUACUGAAAAAAAAAGAAAAUUAAAUUAGUAAUAUGGAUUACUCUUAAAAUAAAUAGUCUUACUCAAAUAAGAAUAGCACUAUUUUUUAUUAGAAAUAAUAUACAGAUGAGUGCUAAAAGGAGUAACAAAGAUAGUUAUAAAAACUUCUAAUUCAAUAAGAUAAUAAUUUGAGGAACAAAAGAGAAGAAAUAGAAAAACUACAAAUAAAAUUGAAUAGUUUUGUAUCAAGUCUACUAAUUAGUUAAAUUAUAAGUUGA
This is a messenger RNA of Paramecium tetraurelia, 456 nucleotides long. RefSeq lists its product as uncharacterized. The transcript has 2 exons. Lineage: Eukaryota; Ciliophora; Oligohymenophorea; Peniculida; Parameciidae. The record is from RefSeq and is a predicted model, not a curated record.